GACUUGCACGAGGACGAAGAGCGCGUGUGCGUGCGACUUGGAGCUUGCAACGAGAAAACGAAUGCAACCAGUGCUAUACGGUCUUGUGUCGAGAGCAAAUCGAACACGUGGAAGAAUAAAAAUCGACGAGAGUAGUGUUAAUCAAUAUCAUCGAUCGUCUUCAUUUUAACGAUUAAAAAAAUUGUCGAGAUUGCCGGAGUAUCUUUAGACAAAAGUUUUACCGUCAAUGAACGAUGUUAUACCGAAGGAUUACAGCUAUCGGUGCGUCCUUGAUCCUAACUGUCUUCAUGCUCUUCCUAAUUAUGUAUUACUUUAAUCAAAGAUCGAUGAAUCAUUCACAGUCGAUUCGUACAACGAUGAUGGACGAUAACUGUCCAAUCGGUACGUUUCCCUGUUUGAAUAGUACAAUUUGCAAACCGCAAAGUAGUUGGUGUAACGGAGUAGAGGAUUGUCCGUACGAGGACGAUGAAUCAACCGAGUUGUGUGUCGAUUUAAACGGAGAUUGGAGUUGGUUCUUUAAACAGGAUAAACUUGGAGAGAUUCAAUAUAAAGAUUGUGAGAUCGUCGACAGUCCCGUAGGAUGCAUUUACAAUCAAUGUCAUGCGACUUGCAAAGGAUACGAAGAAAUCCCACGGGAUUUGUCAUCGGAAAUCGAUCGAUUAAUUUUAACUAACAAUUCCAUAAGAAGUAUUCCAGCCGAUGCACUCGCGAGAUACACGCGGCUGCAUUUGUUAUAUCUCGAUAAUAAUAAUAUAACCGAGAUAGAGGAAGGAGCCUUCGUAAAUCAAGCAAAUUUAAUUUGGCUUAUCCUAUCGGACAAUAAAUUAAACGUUAUCGAAAUUGGCGAUUUCGCUGGUCUAAUUAAUUUGGAGACUCUCAGGGCCAAGGACAAUCGAUUGGUGGCAGCUGAUUUGUCAGAUUUCGAAAAUAGUUCGAGUAUGGAUUUGAUUGACUUUCGUAAGAAUUUUUUAAACGAAACCAACUUCGUGCUCCCACGAUUGCCGGUUUUAAGAGAAAUAUUAAAGUUACAUUGCAGAAUGUUGAGUGAGAAUCAUUUCGAGAGCAUCACAGCGGACAUGUUCAAGGGUGUGCCUGCUUUACAAUCGUUGAACUUGGAACGUAAUCACAUAAAGACCAUCGACGAGAAUGCUUUUAAGAAUCUGAAACAACUUCUCGAGCUUAAACUGGCACAUAAUUAUAUCACGAUCUUGCAUUUGAACGUAUUUAAAGCUACGGUAAAUCUCACGAAACUAUUGAUCGGUUAUAAUCCGAUCGAGGAUUUCUCUAUGGAUGUGCUGAUUCCUCUGACGAAUCUACGAUCACUCGGAGUCCAAGAGAUUAAUAUGGACAAUUUAAACAAGGACUCGUUCAACGUGUUUGACAACUUGGACUUUAUAUACUUUCAAAAAUUUCAUUACUGUAUGACGUUUGCAUCGAUGGUACAAAAGUGUUCGCCAACCAGCGACGGUCUUUCGUCCUUGUCGCACUUGCUAGGGACAACUAUGUUGAAGGGUGCAGUCUGGGGAAUAUCCUGCAUAACUUGCAUAGGCAAUGCACUUGUACUUUGGGAACGAUUCACUGCGAAAGAUGAGAAUCGUGUUUUGAGUAUCCUGAUUCGAAAUCUAGCUGUGUCCGACAUGCUGAUGGGCGUAUACUUGUUCAUAAUCGCUCUGGUAGACUUGCAGUUCCGUGAUAACUACAAUAAGGAAGCUAGCUCAUGGAUGUCCUCUUGGGUGUGCACCUUUCUUGGAGUUUUAGCGAUGAUCUCGUCAGAAGUAUCAGUGCUUAUCCUAUCGUUUAUGUCCGUUGAACGAUUCGUACUGAUCGCCGCACCGUUGAAAGGUCAUCGUGCUAUGAGGCCACAGACAGCAGCAGCAUCGAUGAUGUUUAUAUGGAUCACUGGUUUUAUACUCGCUGUAAUUCCAGUCAUUCUAUGGAGAAACAGCACAAGAUUUUAUGGGGCGAACGGUAUGUGUUUUCCAUUGCACAUAGACGAUCCUUACUCGAUCGGAUGGCAGUAUUCCGCAUUCAUAUUUUUAGGAGUUAACUUGUUGGGGCUGAUAACUAUCGGAUACGUUUAUGCUGGCAUGUUCGCAAGCGUUUGGAAAACUCGUCACGCAACCCCAUUAUCAGUCGGUGAUAUGGAAUUUGCUUUAAGAUUCUUCUUGAUCGUCUUAACGGACGCAACUUGUUGGGCACCGAUUAUCGUUUUGAAAAUCUUGGCCAUGAUGAGGUAUCCUGUACCAGCGGAACUUCACGCCUGGGUCGUCGUAUUCAUACUUCCCGUAAACAGCGCUGUGAAUCCACUCUUGUAUACUUUCACAACACCGAAAUUUCGUGAAAGAUUACUUUAUAUCGAUUGCUUGAACAAAAUAAGAAAUUACGUAACGAGGAAACACUCGUCGCAAGAGUCUCAAAUGUCUAUUACAUCCAGCAGCAAGAAUCUAAUGUUCUCGAUAACGUCUAGUAAGAAGAACGAUCCCGAGAAGAUACCAUCAUCCUUGAUGAUAGUAGAAGAUGAUUGGAACGACGAGAUUAUGCGGCGUAUCGUGAAAUAAUUUCGUUCUAUUUACAAUUUCUUUUCACGAAUCGUCCGUUACACGCUUAAUACCGUUUCACCAUGUUCCGAUCUAAUGAGAUUUCGGCAAAGAUUAUAAUAAUAUUCCAUGGUAGCUACGUCCUAUAAUAUACUAUACAUCGUAGAACGGAGCUUCUUAAAGUAUUAGAAAUAAAUCAGUAUAUGCGGAUACAUAUAUAAAUAAGAUCUCGUCGAACAUUCAAUGGGAAAACUCGGGCUCGUUUCAACCUGACCACGAGGAUAUCCGCCUACGUGGAGAGAUCGUGCUUUAUGCCGUUCAUAAAAUAUUCCAAACGAGGAUCGCGAAUGCAUUUGCAAAAUUUAUGGCACCGUCUCAGAUCUAUCGGAGAAUCGUGUUCGGCCUGGCG
Messenger RNA from Vespula vulgaris, 2946 nucleotides. RefSeq names its product relaxin receptor 1-like (gene Lgr3). Gene Ontology annotation, cellular component: membrane. The record is from RefSeq and is a predicted model, not a curated record. Gene Ontology annotation, molecular function: protein binding; G protein-coupled receptor activity. Gene Ontology annotation, biological process: G protein-coupled receptor signaling pathway. Lineage: Eukaryota; Metazoa; Arthropoda; Insecta; Hymenoptera; Vespidae. The transcript is spliced from 22 exons. The coding region runs from base 234 to 2558 and encodes 774 amino acids.